Drosophila teissieri is the source of this 727-nucleotide messenger RNA. RefSeq lists its product as uncharacterized. The transcript has 2 exons. Lineage: Eukaryota; Metazoa; Arthropoda; Insecta; Diptera; Drosophilidae. The record is from RefSeq and is a predicted model, not a curated record. The coding region runs from base 70 to 585 and encodes 171 amino acids.
AAACACUUUGAUCUAUAAUAUGUAUAGCAGAUGCGUAUCUCAAGGAAGCAGAAUUUGUAAUAAAAGGAAAUGAACACUUUAAAAUACAUUGAUAAUAAAGAAAUAAUAAUCAAGAUUCUUCAUUUGGCUAUAGAUUACCUGAUUGGCAAUUUUAAUGACGAACAAACUCUUCGUUCGUCACACAAGUAUGGAUUUCAAAAUGCUGAUGAAUUUUUGUUGGUCAUACGAAUCAUGUCAAAGUUUUACAAGGAUAUUUUAGAAAAAAGUGAAAAACUAACGCAGUUUUCCUGCAUUAGCCCUGAAAUGAGCAGGCUUGCACAUCUUGUGCUAUCAGCACGAUGUUCUGAGUUAAAAAAGCAUAUUGAGCGUUGGGAGUACUUGCAAAAUACGAAUGUCAUAGAAUCAUUUGGAUGGAACACACGGUUAAUAUUAGGAGACAGCUGCUUUGGAAAAAAUGUACAUCAAUUAAUAACUUUGGAUUUGCGAUACCGUCACAUAAAUUAUCAAAAAGAACUUUUUUUCGAAAUGAAUAAUGUAAUAUUAAACGACUUUAUAUAUUUACUUGAAAAAGUACUAGCCAGAUAACAAUCCUAAUUGAACACAUACUAUGGUUCUUGAAAACUCCUAUUUGUUAAAAGUUGUAUUUUAUGGAAUCUACAGAUAUAAUGAUUUUUGUCAAUUUCUAGCAGUGAAGUAAACAUUUCACAAUAUUAUCUACAAAUUAAAA